Fusarium poae is the source of this 444-nucleotide messenger RNA. RefSeq lists its product as uncharacterized. NCBI's taxonomy places the organism in Eukaryota, Fungi, Ascomycota, Sordariomycetes, Hypocreales, Nectriaceae. The transcript has a single exon. The coding region runs from base 1 to 444 and encodes 147 amino acids. The record is from RefSeq and is a predicted model, not a curated record.
AUGAUGCGAGGCGAGAUCCCUUCCAGGCACCGCCAGGCGUUUGCUCAGCGACGACUUGCCAAAAACCCAAGUCUCCAACGCAAGCUGGAACAAAUGGCUCUACCACUGGCACCUCUGGUCCAGCUGACGACAGGCGCUGUCCAUCCUUCAUUUCCCACUACCGUCCUCAACUUCUGGUUGCUCACCGAUGAGCAGCUCGAGUCUCUCGCCCAUUUCUACCACCAGAGGACGCCCAGCCCAUGGACAAACCAGUAUCCAUGCCCAAUCGCGUGGAGAUCCGACCUACCUCUUGAGGAGAAACGGCGCAAGAUGGGCAAGUUCAUUGGCCUUCGAGGCUGCGAAUCACCCAUCCUGCUCAAGACCGAGGAUGAGAUCCUGGCGGAGGCACGCAGAGCGAGACUCGCGGCCGAGGAGGACCUUUGGAGGCGCAAGCACUUUUCCUGA